This is a messenger RNA of Lepisosteus oculatus (spotted gar), 1442 nucleotides long. It is a transcript of the gene zcchc10, whose product is annotated as zinc finger, CCHC domain containing 10. Lineage: Eukaryota; Metazoa; Chordata; Actinopteri; Semionotiformes; Lepisosteidae. The record is from RefSeq and is a predicted model, not a curated record. Gene Ontology annotation, molecular function: nucleic acid binding; zinc ion binding.
AGGAGCUGGGAGGACUAAUCAUUUCCCAUGUUCCACUUCCGCACCGAAGAUCCAAGAUGGCGACGCCCAUGCACAGAUUAAUUGCACGCAGGCAGGCAGAAGCUAACAAACAACAUGUUCGAUGUCAGAAGUGUUUGGAAUUUGGUCACUGGACAUAUGAAUGCACAGGGAAGCGAAAAUACCUCCACAGGCCGUCGAGGACCACGGAAAUGAAGAAAAAGCUGAAAGAGAAUGAAAAAACACUGGCCAUCAUACCAAGAUCAGGCACAGAGGGCUCUUGUGAAAAGAAGGUAAAGAAGAAAAGGUCAAAAGAAUCGAGUAGCUCGAGCAGCAGUGAUUCAAGCAGUUCAUCCAGUGAAUCCUCAUCCGAUAGCGACUCGUCCUCCAGCUCGUCCUCGGACAGCGACAGCAGCAGCGACAGUGAGGACAGCUCCAGUUCGUCCACGUCCAGCAGUUCUGCUUCCGAUUCCGAUUCCUCCAGCAGCACCAGCAGCUCUGAUCAGGAGCCUCCUAAGAAGAGGAAGAAGAAGAAAUAAGACCUGAAGCGGCACAGUUCUGUAAUAAGGAUUCCAGGUUUUCUGCUUCUGUAACUCGGCAGUUGUGCUGAGCAGGCAUUUCCUUGUAUAUACAGUGCGGUAUAGUGCAGUUCAUGUCAUGUGCCUCUUGGUGUCACUCAGUCUGAAAUGCAUCUUGGGAGAGCCAUAUGGUUAUCUUCAGAACUUCUGAAGGUUGUUUGGUUUGCUGGGACUACAUGAUCUUUCUGGUUCUCUUCUCAAGGACUAUUUGCUUUUCCAAGUGAAAGAUGGGUUGCAGAUUUAAAGGGUUUUCCCACCAGCUGGAUGAAUUACAGUUAAGUCUUAAUAUUGUGUAUUUUUUCAUGUUUCAGCUGCUACAACAAAAAACCCUUUUUAAUCUUUUUAAUUUACAUAUUAAAAUUAAGGAUUGGUAAAUUUCCAUAAAAGCUUGUAGUUUAUACAAGGAGUGGAAUUAUGAUAUACCAUGCUAUAUUAUUUCAACAGUAUCAUCAUGCAAAGUGUUGUAAUGAACAUUGGUAAAAGGUUAACAAGCAGUUUUUGUUUUAUUUUACUUUGUUCAUUAUUACACACGUAAAAGAACAGUCACAGGUAAUAUAUUUUUAUUGUAGUUUUUCAUUUUUAUUAUCCAUUGGAUCAGUGCAACUUGCAUAGCAGUCAUAAAAAAUAGAGGUUUUGUAGAUUAUAAUGUGAAAACCAAUGGGUGCUAGAGGCCAUUGAAACACAUUCAGUGGGGGUGUAGUGCAUCUAAGACCUUUGCUAGUAUUCAUGCUGCACGAGGAGCCUUAAAUUUGCUGGGUUCGUUCAAGCAGGGUCCAUUACCCUGCUAUUUUGUAUAAAGUGUAGGUUCUAUAAAAUGAAAGAUUAUCAUUUUUUAUUGUAAAAUAAAAUGUGCUAAGUUUGCCGCUG